UAUACUGGUGUGGAGCUCGCUUAGGACGAUGUUGAGAUUGUUUUUUCUUCUUUUGCUGGUUGCAGUUACAUCAGCUUUGGAAAAUGACGAGAGACUCUAUAAAAGAAUAUUUGAGAAUUACGUUUCGGACGUCGCUCCAAAACCAAAUGCUUCUACACCGGUGGUUGUAUCAAUGGAAUUUAGCGUUUACCAUAUGGAAAAUUUAGAUGAAAAAGAACAAUCGUGUACAACUUAUGGAUUUGCCGAUAUGUACUGGAGAGAUCAUCGACUUUCAUGGAAUAUAUCUGAAUACAAUGGGCUUGAAGAGAUAAUGUUACCAGCUCGAUCUGUUUGGACACCUGACAUCAGUCUGGACAACGGAAUUGAAGAAGUUGUUGACGAAAAAUUGAAGAACAAUUUUCAAGUCAUCGUCACGAGUGAAGGACACGUACAAUGGAGUCCCGGGGGUAUCUUUAAAACCCAAUGCCCCAUGGAUAUCACCAAACUGCCGUUCGACACUCAGAAAUGUGAGAUUAAAUUCGCAUGCUGGACGUCUUCCGGUUCCCACGUGCUUCUCAUUAACGAAACAAGUGAAGUUUACCUCGAUGGAUACGAAGGAACAGCUCAAUGGGAAAUUAUUGGUACAUCUUCCACUGGCGGCUCUGUGUAUUACGACAGCAGCCCUGGUGUGCCGUAUCCAUACGUCACAUUCUCGAUCACACUAAAGCGAAAGCCAAAAUAUUAUAUCAUGAACAUCGUCGUUCCAACAAUUCUGAUUUCUCUGGUAGCGUUGAUGGUCUUUCUUAUGCCACCUGAAACUGGAGAGAAAGUUGGUCUUGGAAUUACAGUCAUGCUGAGUUUCUCAGUAUUUCUACUCAUUCUCAAUGAAAACAUGCCAAAAACAUCGGACGCCACGCCAUUGAUCGGAACUUAUGUGACACUGGUGAUGGGUGUGACUACUUGCUCGAUUGUUA
Molecule: messenger RNA, 953 nt
Organism: Owenia fusiformis
Lineage: Eukaryota; Metazoa; Annelida; Polychaeta; Sabellida; Oweniidae
Source: the annotation of a GenBank genome assembly